AGCCUGCGUCGGGUGCGUGUGAGCGGGCUGGGUUCCCCCCAGGUUCUGACCGGCCGGCCGGAGCGUGUGGGAGAAGAAAGAAGUAGCGGUGCCGAAAUGUUCCGGUGCGGCGGCCUGACAGCGAGGGCGUUGAAGCAGAAACUGGCGCCCUUGGUGCGGACGCUCCGUGUCCCAGGUUCGAAGCAGAGGAACCGGCUUCCAGGCAACUUGCUCCAGCGAUGGCAUGUACCUCUAGAGUUCCAGAUGACAAGACAAAUGGCUAGCUCUGGUGCACCAGGGGGCAAAAUCAAUAAUUCUGUGCUUGUCCUUAUUAUGGGCUUAUCAACAAUAGGAGCUGGUGGAUAUGCCUACCUAACGAUAAAAGAUAACAAAAAAAGAUAUAAUGAAAGAAUUUCAGGUUUAGGACUGACACCAGAAGAAAAAAAGAAAAUGGCUGCUUUGUCUGAUCCGGAAGGAGAGACAACUCCUCAGGUCAGAGUACCAAGUCAUGCUCCAUUCCUGCUCAUCGGUGGUGGCACUGCUGCCUUUGCUGCAGCCAGAUCCAUUCGGGCCCGGGAUCCAGGGGCCAGGGUACUGAUUGUGUCUGAAGAUCCCGAGCUGCCAUACAUGCGACCUCCUCUUUCAAAAGAACUGUGGUUUUCAGAUGAUCCAAAUGUCACCAAGACACUGCGAUUCAGACAAUGGAAUGGAAAAGAGAGAAGCAUAUAUUUCCAGCCACCAUCUUUCUAUGUCUCUGCUCAGGACCUGCCUCACAUUGAAAACGGUGGUGUAGCCGUCCUCACUGGGAAGAAGGUGGUACAGCUGGAUGUAAGAGGCAACAUGGUGAGACUCAAUGAUGGUUCCCAGAUUACCUACGAGAAGUGCUUGAUUGCCACUGGAGGUACUCCAAGAAGUCUGUCUGCCAUUGAUAGGGCCGGAGCAGAGGUGAAGAGUAGAACAACUCUGUUCAGAAAGAUUAGAGACUUUAGAGCCUUAGAGAAGAUUUCCCGGGAAGUCAAGUCAAUCACAAUUAUCGGAGGUGGCUUUCUUGGUAGCGAACUGGCCUGUGCUCUCGGCAGAAAGGCUCAUACUACGGGCACAGAAGUGAUUCAGCUCUUCCCUGAGAAAGGGAAUAUGGGAAAGAUCCUCCCUGAAUACCUCAGCAACUGGACCAUGGAAAAAGUCAAACGAGAGGGCGUGAAGGUGAUGCCCAAUGCCAUUGUGCAAUCCGUUGGAGUCAGCGGUGGCAAGUUACUCAUCAAGCUGAAAGAUGGCCGGAAGGUAGAAACUGACCACAUAGUAGCAGCUGUGGGCCUAGAGCCCAAUGUGGAGCUGGCCAAGACUGGUGGGCUGGAGAUAGACUCAGAUUUUGGUGGCUUCCGGGUGAAUGCAGAGCUCCAAGCACGGUCUAACGUCUGGGUGGCAGGCGAUGCAGCAUGCUUCUACGAUAUAAAGUUGGGUAGGAGGCGGGUAGAGCACCAUGAUCAUGCUGUGGUGAGCGGAAGAUUGGCUGGAGAAAAUAUGACGGGAGCUGCUAAGCCAUAUUGGCAUCAGUCAAUGUUCUGGAGCGAUUUGGGGCCUGAUGUUGGCUAUGAAGCUAUUGGUCUCGUGGAUAGUAGUUUGCCCACUGUCGGUGUUUUUGCAAAAGCAACAGAUCAAGACAAUCCCAAAUCUGCCACAGAGCAGUCAGGGACUGGGAUCCGAUCAGAGAGUGAGACGGAGUCGGAGGCUUCGGAAAUCGCUCUUCCUGCCAGCAACCCUGCAGUGCCCCAGGCCCCCAUGGAAGGGGAGGACUAUGGCAAAGGUGUCAUCUUCUACCUCAGGGACAAAGUGGUGGUGGGGAUCGUGCUGUGGAACAUCUUCAACCGGAUGCCAAUCGCUCGGAAGAUCAUUAAGGAUGGGGAACAGCAUGAAGAUCUCAAUGAAGUAGCCAAACUGUUCAACAUUCAUGAAGACUGAAUCCCCUAGAGGGAUGGAUUAAGAACUUCACUGUGGCCCUUGGUGGCUUGGAAGGGAACAGGGGCAUUUUGUAUUCAGCAGACCUCCUCUGUGUGGAUGACUCUUAAGUGGUCAAGUCCUCUGUCUUUUCAACUCUGUAGCUAAAUUCUGAAUGGUUCACAUCAAUAAAGCCAGAUUCUUCUAAAUUCAA
Molecule: messenger RNA, 2128 nt
Organism: Suncus etruscus (white-toothed pygmy shrew)
Lineage: Eukaryota; Metazoa; Chordata; Mammalia; Eulipotyphla; Soricidae
Gene: AIFM1
Product: apoptosis inducing factor mitochondria associated 1
Exons: 16
Coding region: 97-1938 (613 amino acids)
Biological process (GO): apoptotic process; mitochondrial respiratory chain complex assembly
Cellular component (GO): mitochondrion; cytoplasm
Molecular function (GO): NAD(P)H oxidase H2O2-forming activity; protein dimerization activity; FAD binding
Source: RefSeq, a predicted model, not a curated record